Spodoptera frugiperda (fall armyworm) is the source of this 931-nucleotide messenger RNA. RefSeq names its product trypsin, alkaline C-like. Gene Ontology annotation, molecular function: serine-type endopeptidase activity. Gene Ontology annotation, biological process: proteolysis. The record is from RefSeq and is a predicted model, not a curated record. The coding region runs from base 98 to 880 and encodes 260 amino acids. The transcript has 4 exons. NCBI's taxonomy places the organism in Eukaryota, Metazoa, Arthropoda, Insecta, Lepidoptera, Noctuidae.
UGUACAACGUCUUACAAUAGUUAUGACGGAACCCUAAUCAUUAUUUACUUAUAAAAAUGAAUUCACGUGAAUCAAUUCAUUACGAUUGGUUGACAUAAUGGCGAAGCUAGUGUGUGUCUUAUUCUUGGUAGCAGCAGUAGCCUGCGCCAAUGCGGUCCCAAACCGCAUCGUGGGGGGCAACCCCACCGUGAUCGAGAACUACCCCAGCAUUGUGCAGGUGGAGAGCCGCACCGGCAUCAUCUGGGGACAGUCCUGUGCUGCUAGCAUCCUCAACACCAGAUUCGUCGUGUCUGCUGCGCAUUGCUUCGCUGGAAUCCUCAACACCCGCAACCGUCGUAUCAGAGCCGGUACCUCCAACCGUGCGUCUGGUGGCGUCGUGGUCUCAAUCAACCGCAUCGUCAACCACCCCACUUAUGGCAGCAACCAGAUGGACGGAGACAUCAGCGUCAUCCAGCUGGCUUCAGCCCUGGUCUACAACGACCGCAUCCAACAAGUCCCCAUUGUUCCUCAAGGGUUUGAGCUCCCUGAUAACCUGCCUGUGGUGCAUUCUGGAUGGGGUGCCACUUCUCAAGGCGGUCUGGCCUCAGCAAUCCUCCGCGACGUCACGAUCUACACCAUCAACCACGACGUCUGCGCUUCUCGCUACGCCAGCCUUCUCUUCCCCAGAAGAGUUACUCAAAACAUGAUCUGCGCCGGUAUCCUCGACGUCGGUGGCAAGGACGCCUGCCAGGGUGACUCUGGUGGUCCUCUCUACUACGACGGCAUCCUGGUCGGUAUCGUUUCCUGGGGCCGUGGAUGUGCUGAUCCCGUCUACCCUGGAGUCAGCACCAAGGUCGCUUCCUACACUGACUGGAUCGUACAAACUGUUUCCUCUCUGUAAAUUAUUUUAUUUAUAGGCUCUGAUAUUGAUAUUAUAAGUGUUAUGUUUUGA